GAUACUCAGCUGCACUCCCCCGUGCCCAGGAUACCCCCAGUGCCCCAGAUACUCCCCAGUGCCCCAGGAUACCUGCCGUGCCCCAGGAUACUCCCCUGCCUCAGGAUACCCCCCUGCCUCAGGAUACCCCCGUGCCCCAGAUACCCCCCGUGCCCCAGGAUACCCCCUCUGCCCCAGGACACUCCCCCUCGGCCCCAGGACACCCGCCUGUGCCCCAGGAUACUACCCCUGCCCCAGGAUACCCCCUGGCCCAGAAUACUACCCUGUGCCCCAGGAUACCCCCCGUGCCCCAGGAUACCCCCUGUGCCCCAGAAUACCUCCGUGCUUCCAGGAUACCCCCGUGCCCUCCCCUGAGCCCCAGGACACCUCCGUGCCCCAGGAUACUCCCCCGUGCCCCAGAAUACUACCCCGUGCCCCAGGAUACCCCCCCGUGCCCCAGGAUACUCCCCUGUGCCCCAGAAUACCCUCCUGUGCUUCCCCAUGCCACCCCCCUGUGCCCCACUCCCCAGCCCAGGAUACUCCUCCUGCCCCCUGUGCCCCCCGGCCCCAGGACACCCCCUGCCCCCUGGCUCAGGAUACUCCCCCGUGCCCCAGGAUACCCCCCGUGCCCCAGGAUACCCCCUGUGCCCCAGAACACCCCCCCGUGCCCAGGACACCUCGCGGCUCCAGAACUCCUGCCCCAGGAUACCCCCGUGCCCCAGGAUACUCCCCGCCCCAGAAUACUCCCCCACACUUCCCCUGCCCCAGGAUCCCCUCCCCCCCCCAGCACACCCCCAGCCCCCCUGCCCCCAGUGCCCCCCCGUGCCCGAUACCCCUCCCUCCCCCCGCCCCAGGACUCUCCAGGCCCAGACUCCCCCUGCCCCAGGAUACUCCCCCGUGCCCCAGAAUACCACCUGUGCCCCAGGAUACUCCCCGUGCCCCAGGAUACCCCUGUGCCCCAGAAUACCUCCGUGCUCAGGAUACCCCCGUGCCCCAGGAUACCCCCCCUGUGCCCCAGGAUACUCCUCCUGUGCCCCAGGAUACUCCCCCGUGCCCAGAAUACUCCCCGUGCCCCAGGAUACUCCCCGUGCCCCAGAAUACUCCCCGUGCUCCUGCCCCAGCCCCUCAGCCCCAGGAUACUCCCCUGCCCCAGAAUACCCUGCGCUCAGGAUACCCCCUGUGCCCCAGGAUACUCCCUGCCCCACACUCCCAGCCUCCCAGGAUACUCCCCUGUGCCCCAGGAUACUCCCGUGCUCAGGAUUCCCCUGUGCCCCAGGAUACCCCCCCUGUGCCCCACCCUCCCGCGCCCCAGGAUACUCCCCUGCGGCCCCAGGAUACUCCCCCAAUACUCACCUGCACCCCACCCCCAGUGCGCCACCCCCUGCCCAGAGACUCCCCAGUGCCCCAGGCACCCCCCGUGCCCAGGAUACUCCUGCCUGAGGACACUGGCCUCAGGAUACUCCCCUGUGCCCCACUCCCCGUGCCCCAGGACACCCCCGUGCCCCCACCCCCAGCACUCCCCUGUGCCCAGGACACUCCCCUGCCCCCAGGAUACCCCUGUCCCCAGUGCCCCAGAUACUCCCCGUGCCCCCCCCCCCAAUGCCCCCCAGGAUGCUCCCUGCCCGUGCCCCAGAAACUCCUGUGCCCCAGGACCUGUGCCCCAGGAUACCCCCGUGCCCCAGACUCCCCCGUGCCCGUGACACUCCCAGCGCCCAGGAUGCUCCCCCCUGUGCCCCCUGAUACUCCCCCAGCCCUCCGUGCCCCAGAACACUCCCCUGUGCCCCAGGAUACCCCCCUGUGCCCAGGAUACCCCCCGUGCCCCAGGAUACCCCCUGUGCCCCAGGAUACUCCUCCGUGCUCCAGGACACCUCCAUACCCCCCUGCCCCAGGAUACUCCCGUACCCCAGGAUACCCCCCCGUGCCCCAGGACACUCCCAGUGCCCCAGGAUACCCCCGUGCCUCCGCCCCAGGAUACUCCCGCCCAGGAUACCUCCCCGUGCCCUGGAUACCUCCCCUGCCACUCCCCGCCCCAGGAUACUCCCCUGCCCCAGGACCCCCCUGCCCCCCCGUGCCCCAGGACACCCCCGUGCCCCAGGAUUCCCCUGCCCCAGAAUACUCCCCGUGCCCAGGAUACCCCGUGCCCAAGAACACCCCCUGUGCCCCAGCACUCCCCCUGCCCCAGGAUCUCGUGCCCUGGCUCCCCGUGCCCAGGAUACUCCCCUGUCCCCAGGAUACUCCACCUGACCCCAGAUACUCCCCAGUGCCCCAGGAUACUCCCCCGUGCCUAAGCACACUCCCCAAUGCCCCAGGAUACCUGCUUCAGGAUGCCCCCUGUGCCCCAAGAUACCCCCUGCCCCAGACUCCCGUGCCCCAGGACACUCCCCCCGUGCCCCAGGAUACUCCCCCGUGCCCCAGAUACUCCCCCGUGCCCCAGAACACUCCCCCCGUGCCCCAGGAUGCUCCCCUGUGCCCCAGGAUACCCCCGUGCCCCAGGACACCUCCGUGCCCCAGAAUACUCCCCUGUGCCCCAGGAUACUCCCCCCGUGCCCCAGGACCCCCUGUCCCAGGAUACUCCCCCGUGCCCCAGGAUACUCCCCGUGCCCAGGAUACUCCUCCCGUGCCCCAGGAUACUCCCCCGUGCCCCAGGACACCCCCCCGUGCCCCUGAUACUCCCCCCGUGCCCCAGGAUACUCCCCCGAUACCUCCUGUGCCCCAGACACUCCGUGCCCCCUGUGCCCCCCGUGCCCCAGGAUACCCCCUGUGCCCCAGGAUACUCCCCGUGCCCCAGGAUCCCCCAGCCCCCUGCCCCUGUGCUCCAGCCCACUCCCCCCCUGCCCAAGCACUCCCCCGUGCCCCAGGCCCUCUGUCCCGUGAACUCCCCCGUGCCCCAGGAUACCCCCGUGCCCCAGGAUACUCCCCCAUGCCCCAGGACACUCCCCCGUGCCCAGAUACCCCCCGUGCCCCAGGAUACUCCCGCCCCAGGAUACCCCCCGUGCCCCAGAUGCUCCCCGAUACUCCCCGUGCCCAGGAUACUCCCCGUGCCCCAGAAUACUCCUCCGUCUUCAGGAUGCUCCCCGUGCCCCAGGAUACUCCCCGUGCCCAGAAUACUCUCCGUGCCUCAGGAUGCUCCCAUGCUAGGACACUCCCCGUGCUUCAGGAUACUUCCCCGUCAGGAUCUCGUGCCCCAGAAUACUCCUCCGUUGCUGGGAUACUCCCCGUGCCCCAGGAUACUCCCCGUGCCCCGGAUAUCCCCGUGCCCCAGGAAUACUCCUCCGUGCCUCAGGAUACUUCCCCGUGCCCAGGAUACUCACCGUGCCCCAGGAUACUCCCCCGUGCCCCAGGAUACUCCCCCGUGCCCAGAAUACUCCCCGUGCCCCAGAAUACUCCCCGUGCCCAGGAUACUUCCCCGUGCCCCAGGAUUCUCCAGUGCCCAGGAUACUCCCCGUGCCCCAGGAUACUCCCCGUUCCCAGAUACUCACCCGUCCCCAGGAUACUCCCAGUGCCCCAGGAUACUCCCCGUGCCCCAGGACCUCCCCAUGCCCAGGAUACUCCCCCGUGCCCCAGGAUACUCCCGUGCCCAAAACUCCCCGUGCCUGAAUAUCCCGUCCGGAUACUCCCAGUGCCCCGGAUACUCCCCCGUGCCCAGGAUGCUCCCCCCGUGCCCCAGGAUACUCCCCCGUGCCCAGAAGACUCCCCCGUGCCUCAGGAUACUCCCCGUGCCCAGAAUACUCCCCGUGCCCCAGCAUACUUCCCCGUGCCCAGGAUUCUCUCCAGUGCCCCAGGAUACUCCCCGUGCCGGGAUACUCCCCGUUCCCCAGGAUACUCACCCAUUGCCCAGGAUACUCCCAGUGCCCAGGAUCUCCCCCGUGCCCAAAAUGCUCUGCCCCCAGGAUGUCCUCCGUGCUAG
Molecule: messenger RNA, 3886 nt
Organism: Homarus americanus (American lobster)
Lineage: Eukaryota; Metazoa; Arthropoda; Malacostraca; Decapoda; Nephropidae
Product: proline-rich extensin-like protein EPR1
Exons: 8
Source: RefSeq, a predicted model, not a curated record